Molecule: messenger RNA, 990 nt
Organism: Camponotus floridanus (Florida carpenter ant)
Lineage: Eukaryota; Metazoa; Arthropoda; Insecta; Hymenoptera; Formicidae
Product: tetra-peptide repeat homeobox protein 1-like
Exons: 3
Coding region: 183-761 (192 amino acids)
Source: RefSeq, a predicted model, not a curated record
CGCUGGGCCCGGUUUCGGUUUCUUUUCACCUAACUGCGAUUCGGCGGCAGGCCCGGUUACCCACCACUUCGUUCUCUUCUUGCCGUCUCUCCUUGAGGGUUCAUCGUAUAAAAGCACGAGGAUCUUCAACGUGAUCAUCAGUCGUAAACACGACGAAUUGUGUCGAAAACUCGUGCAGCAUCAUGAACAAGUUUGUAGUCCUUUUUGCCCUGGUGGCGCUCGCUUUCGCUGAAGAAGCGAAGACUGAGAAGAAAGUGGAAGCUACGAAGAAGGAUAAACGGGGUCUAUAUGGAGCCUUGGGCUACGGUGGACUCGGCUACAGUGGCUACGGCCUCAGUGGACUCAGCACGUAUUCGUCACUUCCGAUCGACUUCAGCCCCAGCAUUUCUACCGUCUUGACAAAGGAAGUCGCCGUACCUGUGCCCCAACCGGUCGCCGUGCCCGUCGAGAAGCACGUCCCAGUCCCCGUUAAGGUGCCCUACGCAGUGCCCGUCGAUCGCCCGUACCCCGUUCACGUGCCCAAACCAUACCCAGUCGAGGUCACCAAGCACGUCCCCGUCCCAGUAGAUCGUCCCGUACCUGUUCCCGUAAGUGUUCCCGUCAAGGUUCCGUAUCCCGCUCCAUACGCCGUCAAGGUACCACAGCCCUACGCCGUUCCCGUCGUCAAACACGUACCGGUCCCGAUCGCUGAACAGCCACUUGUCUACACGAAACUGAACACUGGUCUGGGAUACUACGGCGGUUAUUCUUCCAACUGGUAAAACGGCGAUCCUAGCGAAGUUACCCCGAGCGACGUUCUAGUCGACGUCGUUUAAACGCCCGAAAUGUCUUCAGUGAACUGUGAAGUUCGAUAAUUGAUCUCCCUCGAUGAAAAAAAUACCUCCAGAGGAAGAUGUACAUAUAUUAAUGCAUGUUAAUAUAUAUCUUUCUUCGAGAGAGACGUGCAGUGUAGCUAAAAAGUGAAUACAUAUCUCUCAUUUCGAAAAUUAA